This is a messenger RNA of Stegostoma tigrinum, 966 nucleotides long. Its product is annotated as probable G-protein coupled receptor 139. The coding region runs from base 1 to 966 and encodes 321 amino acids. Lineage: Eukaryota; Metazoa; Chordata; Chondrichthyes; Orectolobiformes; Stegostomatidae. The transcript is spliced from 3 exons. Gene Ontology annotation, biological process: G protein-coupled receptor signaling pathway. The record is from RefSeq and is a predicted model, not a curated record. Gene Ontology annotation, cellular component: membrane. Gene Ontology annotation, molecular function: G protein-coupled receptor activity.
AUGGUAGACCGCUGCCAGGAUAUCGGAGGUGAGGGGGUCUACACUGUUACUCUAUCAAAUCUGUUGGCGAUUGUGAUUCUCUCUCGUGGAAAGUGUGGCAUCUGCAAGGGCAGUUCUAUAUAUCUGAUUUCCAUGGCGACAGCUGACCUGCUGGUCAUUGUCUACAACAUCAUACUCAUAACACUGGCUUUCAAAUAUUUCCCAGUUUCUUUCCUGUUUUACACCGCUGUGUGUCGUAUAAACAUCGCCAUGGGCUAUGCCACUAAAGAUUGCUCGGUCUGGCUGACCAUCGCUUUCACCAUCGACCGAUAUGUAGCCAUUUGUUGCCACAGUCUGAGAGCAAGAUAUUGCACAGAGAAAACAGCAGCCUCAGCUGUAUGCAUUGUUUGCUUUGUGAGCAUUUUGAGAAACAUUCCAUUUCUCUUCAGAUACCAAUCUGUUGGAACAUGGUAUGGUGUACCCUGGGGUUGUGAUCUCAAACUAGAGUUUUUCACCUUGCCAGGGUGGGUGGCAUUUUUCUGGAUCCACCACCUGCUAAACCCAUUGAUCCCCUACCUCCUGAUCCUGCUGUUCAAUGCUCUGACUGUCAGGCACAUUGUGUUGGCAAAUCGGGCGCGUAGGGGUCUCCGAGCUCGCAGUAACAGGGACCAGAGAGGAGAUGCAGAAAUGGUCAACAGGCGGAAGUCUAUCAUUUUGCUAUUUGUUGUCUCAGGCAGUUUUAUAUUGUUGUGGAUGACCAAGAUCAGUGUUUUCUUACUGAUGGAGAUAACCAACGACCAUUUUUACCUGAAUUAUGAUCAUCCAGUUGCCAUCGCUGAUAUAUCCGGGACUGUGCUCUUCUACCUGAGCUCCUGUACAAACACAACCCUUUAUGCUCUGACCCAGAGUAAAUUCAGAGAGGAGCUGACGAGGGCCCUGAAAUAUCCCUUCACUCUCAUCAGUGAACGAAUUCCUGCAUUAAAAUAA